AUGAAUGAUGUUGUUGGAGCGCAAAGUUCAGCUGGUUGGGCGAUGAAUCCGGCGGUUCAGCAUACCCUUCGAAGGCAUCGCGAAAUUUUACGGGAUUAUGGUACGGAGUUUCGCAGAGCACGCGACAAUGUGCAACAGCAACUGCAAAGAGAGUCUUUGCUCUCCGGUGGUGUAAGCGGUUCUAAUCAGGAUGGAUCCUGUCUCAACAAUCGUGUUAAAGGCUCUGAUCUAUAUCUGAAAGAAAAUGAACAUAUCAGUAGUUGUGAUCGACUUAUCGAUGAACAAAUGAGCAUAGCAAUGGCGACCAAGGAAAAUUUACAACGUCAAAGUAUGAGCCUGAGAGGGAUCGGAAAGAAGAUGGAUACCUUGGCCAAGAAAUACCCGAUGAUCAACAAUGUUAUGCAGAAAAUUCAAUACAAGAAGCGAAAGGACGCUGUAAUAAUGGCAGCAGUGAUGACGUGCUGCUUAUUAUUUGUGUUCUUCUAUCUCAAAAGCUGA
Molecule: messenger RNA, 498 nt
Organism: Cooperia oncophora
Lineage: Eukaryota; Metazoa; Nematoda; Chromadorea; Rhabditida; Trichostrongylidae
Source: the annotation of a GenBank genome assembly